AUGUUCCCCAAAACGAAACCCUCCACCUCCAGCGCCCCCUCCAGCCAACAGCCCGAGCCGCGCGUUCUCCUGACCGGCGCCUAUGGCUUUCUGGGGACGCACUGCGUGAAGAAGGCGAUAGAAAGCGGGUUUCGCGUCCGGGGAACGGUGCGGAAUUUCAGCUACGAGAAGCAGCUGCGGAAAGCACUGGGGAUAGAACAAAACGACAAGAACGCGGACAAGUUAGAAUUGAUCAAACUCGACCUGGAGCAAAGCUCCCAGGAGGAAUGGAGCGAGGCCAUGAAAGGUUGCGACUACUGCCUUCACCUAGCGACGCCGGUGGUGACCACGUACGUUUCAAAUCCAGACACGGUGUUGAAACCCGCGGUGCAGGGGACGGAGAAAGUCCUGCGGGCCUGCGCGAAAGCAAGGGUAGAAGAGAUGAGAUUUUGAUACAGAAGCUAUAACGCAACUAGAACUAGUUUUGCUCUACUUACUUAAACGGUAAUUGCAGCAUGACUUCAUCUUUAUCAAAAAUUGAUCCAAGAGGCAACGUUUUUGUUGAAACGCAUUUGCAAUUCAUCUUCAGGUCCGCCGCGUGAUUUUCUGCAGCUCUACGUCGGCCAUCAACGCGGGCCACAGUUGGAACAAAACGCACUUCACAACGACUAUCCAAAAUGAAAAUCUUUUGUCAAUUAUGAUGGCAGCGCCCGUGUUUUGUAGAAGCAGCAUAUCUUAGUGAUUAUGCAGAAACGACUAAGAGUAUGACGUAGGUGCCGAUCGCGGCUAUUUUUCUGAUACAUGUCUGUUGCUCCACCCGGUUCUUGACAACAAAUUUUCAUUCCAUACCAAAAGACUGGAACGCCGAGAGCCCCAACGGGAACGAGGACAAGGUUUUUCUGUACGAAAAAUCGAAGUCCCUGGCGGAGAAACAGGCCUUCAAAGUCGCCGCCGAGCUCGACUUGGAUCUCAUUUCCAUCCUUCCGGGCUCCAUCUGGGGCCCGAACAUCCUGCCCCGCCUCAGCCCCUGCGGGGAGGCCAUCCAAAGGAUUUGCAACCGGGAGGUGCCCAUGAUGCCGGUGCUGAGCUUCAACUGCGUGGACGUCCGCGACGUGGCAGAUUUGAUGAUCCAGGGCUUGACCGUGAAGCUCAGUGACACGAGCAGUCCGAAAACCAAAAAGCAGCAACUCAACCGCCGGUUUCUCGCCGUGGCACCGGAGUCCAUGGACAUGAAGGUGAUUGCGAACAUUUGCAAGGACGAACUCGGCCCCUAUGGGUGGCGCCCGCUGACCACGUUUGGGCCGUACGCGAUUUUCUGGCUGUCAUCGUUCUUCCUCGAGCAGGCGGCGUUUAUCCUGCCCAACAUCGAAAGGGCGUACACGUAUGACGUGGAAAACACGCUGGAAACGUUUUCGGGCUCGGGUUUCAAAAAGUUCCGGAGCGUUCGGCAAGCGGUCGCGGACAUGGUGCACUCGAUGCACGACAUGAAGAUGCUGGACCCGAGUCGGAAAUCCAUGCUCGUGGCCGCGGUGAAAAUGGUUUGUGGGGACAACGAGUGCACAAGGUUUGUGUGUCCGAGUAGAGCGAAUGGAGGAUAGGUAAAAAAAGAACGUGGUCGUGUAGUGUGUUUGUUUUCGACCUUCAGACGGAUUUCAUGGCAAUAGUACGGUGUAAGUAUCUCACUGCGUAAUUUGAUCGCGCCGUAACAA
This is a messenger RNA of Amoebophrya sp. A120, 1688 nucleotides long. NCBI's taxonomy places the organism in Eukaryota, Dinophyceae, Syndiniales, Amoebophryaceae. The record is from the annotation of a GenBank genome assembly.